AUGCCUCCAAAAGCGGAAGAAGAGAUGCUGAUGAAUGAGAAUUUUAAAAUGAAGGAACCAUAUCCGACUCUUAAGCCGGUAGAAGUUCCUCUACCUUACUGUGUUGAUCAUGAAAAGAUGAUUCUCAAACCAGCAACAAAUCCAUUAUGGAAUUUUACUCUUUGGUGUACUAUAACUUCUACUGUUUUGGUGUGUAAAAUUUGCACCAGCUCAUAUACUGUGUAUAAUCAAGAGCCUUUUGUAAAAACUUCGAUGGAUCCAAAUAGAACAAGACCGAUUUUGACAGUUUCAAAUCAUUUAUCAACACUUGAUGAUCCGCUAUUCUGGGGAAGUAUUCCCUUUAAGAAUUUUCUUAGUCUUCAUAGGGCCCGCUGGACGCUUG
Dentiscutata erythropus is the source of this 382-nucleotide messenger RNA. The record is from the annotation of a GenBank genome assembly. Lineage: Eukaryota; Fungi; Glomeromycota; Glomeromycetes; Diversisporales; Gigasporaceae.